AUGGGAAAUUGUUGUAAACGUGGAUCGAAUAUGAUUUGUGCAAGAGAUGAUGAUGAGUGGGAAUGUGUUGUAGCGCCAAAAAAUAUAGUCGCAGAGAAAGAAAAGUUAUUUUCGUCUUCUACUUCAUCAUCAUCAUUGCCAUAUUCUUCUUCUUUAUCUUCUUCGACGAUUGAUUAUAAAGAGGUGAAAAUACGAAUAACGAAGAAUGAGCUUGAGAAAAUUCUAGCGCAAAAAAUUGACAAUAUGGAGGAAGUUACAAUGGAGCAACUAUUAUCGGGAUUUUUAAAUUCCAGCAAUAUUAGCUUUGAUUUUGAGAAUAUUCAACGUCAACAAUCUUGGAGACCUCGUCUUCAAAGCAUUCCUGAAGUAAAUUGA
Molecule: messenger RNA, 375 nt
Organism: Solanum dulcamara
Lineage: Eukaryota; Viridiplantae; Streptophyta; Magnoliopsida; Solanales; Solanaceae
Exons: 1
Coding region: 1-375 (124 amino acids)
Source: RefSeq, a predicted model, not a curated record